Musa acuminata AAA Group (dessert banana) is the source of this 1565-nucleotide messenger RNA. Its product is annotated as protein ECERIFERUM 26-like. Lineage: Eukaryota; Viridiplantae; Streptophyta; Magnoliopsida; Zingiberales; Musaceae. The transcript has 2 exons. Bases 71 to 1432 code for a protein of 453 amino acids. The record is from RefSeq and is a predicted model, not a curated record. Gene Ontology annotation, molecular function: acyltransferase activity, transferring groups other than amino-acyl groups.
UCUCUUCAUUCCUCGUGCAUAGCCACACCUCCCACUUGCCCGCUCCCUUAGGUCAGAGUUGGUGUCGAGGAUGACGGCCGGCGGGCGGAGGGUGACGGUGUGCGCAAAGACGACGGUGGUGUCGAUGACACCGGUACGGCAGGGGAAGACGUACCCGCUGUCGGCGCUGGACCACGCGAUGGGGCGGCACACGCUGCGCCUGGUCUUCUACUACCGCCCCGGGCCCACCAUGGACAAGUUCAAGCUCAAGGAGUCGCUCUCGGAGGUGCUGUCGCAGUAUCCGGCCGUGACGGGGCGGCUCGCGCGGGAGGAGGAGGAGGAGGGCGGCGGCCACGGCGGCUGGGUGGUCAAGUGCAACGACGCCGGGGUGCGGCUGGCGGAGGCUCGGGCGAGUGUCACCCUUGACGAGUGGCUCCGGGCGGCCGACGACGAGGAGGAGAUGGAGUUGGCGUACUGGGAGCCCAUGGACGCCGAUCCCUUCAUUUGGUCCCCUUUCUACGUGCAGAUCACGGAGUUCGAGGACAAGGCGAUCGCCAUCGGAUUGAGCUGCCCCCACAUGCAUGCCGACCCCACGUGCGCCAUCCUCCUCGUCCGGGCGUGGUCCGACGCCCACCGCCGGGCCUGCGUCGUCUACCCGCCCUUCCUCCACGCCCCGGCCUUCUUUCCACGCCCCCAACCCAAUCCCUCCUCUCCCCUCCUCUCCUUCAAGUCCUCCUCCACACCCGCCACUCACACGAAGGGGAGGAUGUCCUCCGCUACCUUCGUCUUCUCCGACGCCGCCGUCAAGUCCUGCCUCGCCGACGCCGGCCUUCCGCUAGACUCCUCCCCGUUUGACGCCCUCGCCGCCCUCUUCUGGACCCGCAUAGCCCGCGCCUCCACCCCGGAGCCGGACGCCCCUCUCGGCCUCGCCGACCUCACCCUCUGCAUCGACUUCCGCAAGCACAUGCACGCGCCCCUCCCCCACGGGUUUUAUGGCAACGCCUUCCACUUCUACCGCACCCGCGCCGAUCUCGGCUCCGGACUCGAGCACGUGGCCGCGGAGCUGCGGCGCCACGCGGCGGCGAUCCGUGAGGAGGAUUUCUGGGAGGCGGUGGAGUGGGUUCACGAGCGGCGGCCGGGCCGCCGAGAGGCGGAUCCGCCGUUCCAGAUGUACGGACCGGAGCUGACGUGCAUGCAGAUGGACCACCAGCCGUUCGCGUACGGGGCGGCGUUCGAGAAGGACGGUGGCCGGCCGGGGCACGUGACGUGCAGGGUGGGCGGCGUGGAGGGGGCGGGGCUGGUGCUGGUGAUGACGGCGGCGGAGGAGGGGGCGGCGAGGCAGGUGGUGGUGACGCUGCCGGAGGAGGUGGCAGACAGGAUCUGUCAGGACGACGCCAUCAUGAAGUACGUGCCCGUUGUAAUGUUCGCCGCCUCCGACAUCUCACGAAGCUAAAUGCUGCUGCAGCAGCAGCAGCAGCAGCGCAAUGUCAUGGCGGCGAGAUCGUCUGCGUCGUUGCGGGGACGCACAAAUCGUGUUCUUCGUUGUGAACUGCAUCGAUUUAGAAUAAAUUGAAGUGCUUUAUUCA